AUGACUGAGAGCAUCAUAGGGAGAGGCACGGCCCUGCUGUCGAACAACAUAGUGAUCAUCGCCGGGGCUACGUUCCUAGCAUGUAUUCUGUACCAAUUCAUCUACCAGCCUUUAUACGCAACUUCUCUUGGACAGAUUCCAGGCUCGAAAAUAUUUUCAGCAACUAAAUGGCGGCUAGCCCUUGCUGAUUACCAAGGAAUUCGGACGCAAACCAUCCACUCGUUGCACCGAGAAUACGGAACUGUCGUGCGUAUUGGCCCCAAUGAAGUCUCCUUCUCAUCUUUGAGUGCCUUGAGAACAAUCUAUGGGGCUGGAUCUGGGUUUGAAAGAACAGUGUUCUAUCGGAUGUUUGAUGCCUAUGGACGUCAGAAUCUCUUUACCUUUGCUGGAACCAAAGAGCAUGCGGAAAGAAAGAAGCUACUUGCUCAUGCUUACUCAAAAAGUGUGAUACUCUCACCUAAUGCAAUAGCAAGACCGUUGAUCGAGAAAAACGUCAACAAAUACCUUGAACUUUUGGAACGCGAAAAAGAUGUGGCCGAGGAGAUAUUCCAGAGCUUGCAUUGGCUCAGCUUGGACAGCAUCACCGGGUUCCUCUACGGAGAAAAAUAUGGGGGAACACAUGCAGUCGCGGGGAACAAAGAACAUAGGCAACUGAUCGGCGAUAUCAUUGAUCCCAGUCGGCGAAAGCUGAGCUGGUAUGCUACACAUCUGAAGAGCUACACAAAGUGGCUUUAUACCCGAACCGGAAUGAUGGAGAGACUUAUUACCAGUCUGGGUCUACUGCCCAUGGAAAAGCCUGCCACAUAUACUGGCAUUCGAGCACACGCACUCCAGUCAUGGACGGCUUUCGAGGCUGCCGCUGUUGAGAGGCCCCCAUCUCAAGAAUUCGCCAUUAUUGAAAAGCUUUGGAAACAGAGCAGAUCAGGCAAAGGAGCCCGUCUUGACGGUCUUGAUAUGGCUUCCGAGCUGGCAGAUCAUUUCCUCGCCGGUAUAGACACCACAAGUGACACGCUGAUGUUCACGAUUUGGGCCCUCUCUCGGGAAGAAAAUCGAAAAUACCAAGAGAAGUUGAUCGAAGAGGUCGAUAAGAUUUCCGAGAUGGAUUGCAAUGAUGACGGUAACCCCACUGCGGAAGCUGUAGACAAACUUCCAUAUCUUGACGCUGUCAUCAAGGAGACCCUUCGACUCUAUGCCCCCUUACCAGCGUCUGAGCCACGGUCGCUACCGAUUGACACAACAAUUGACGGAUAUCUGAUUCCUGCGGGAACGGUCGUGAGCAUGUCGCCAUAUACGCUUCACCGCAACCCAGAAGUAUUCCCAGAGCCUCUGAAGUUCAAGCCUGAGCGCUGGCUAGGCGAGUGUGGUGAUUUGACUGAGAUGAAGAAAUGGUUCUGGGCGUUUUCCAGUGGAGGACGAAUGUGCAUUGGCCUGCACCUUGCCAUGGCAGAAAUGACAACUUUGCUUGCAGCCAUCUACAGGCGGUAUUCGACCAGUGAGUACAAGCGGCAAAGAGGAACAACUCCAGUUAUCACAAGCCGGUUCGAGGUUUUCUACGAUAAGACUCUACCAAAAGCUGAGGUGAGCACACACUUUGGCUUGAAUAUGGACGUCUCCAAAACUGACUCUCUCUAUCUCAACGCAGGAGCAUGA
Molecule: messenger RNA, 1650 nt
Organism: Penicillium cataractarum
Lineage: Eukaryota; Fungi; Ascomycota; Eurotiomycetes; Eurotiales; Aspergillaceae
Product: cytochrome P450
Exons: 3
Coding region: 1-1650 (549 amino acids)
Molecular function (GO): heme binding; oxidoreductase activity, acting on paired donors, with incorporation or reduction of molecular oxygen; iron ion binding
Source: RefSeq, a predicted model, not a curated record